Molecule: messenger RNA, 1302 nt
Organism: Annulohypoxylon maeteangense
Lineage: Eukaryota; Fungi; Ascomycota; Sordariomycetes; Xylariales; Hypoxylaceae
Product: ribonuclease H2 subunit A
Exons: 1
Coding region: 155-1216 (353 amino acids)
Biological process (GO): DNA replication, removal of RNA primer; mismatch repair
Cellular component (GO): ribonuclease H2 complex
Molecular function (GO): RNA-DNA hybrid ribonuclease activity; RNA binding
Source: RefSeq, a predicted model, not a curated record
AAACAGCUUCGACUUAGAUUUUUGACAUUCUGCCUCGAUAAUUCGGUUUAUAUUCAAGUAUCGGUGUACAGAAUACUCAGGCAUCUUUAAGCUACUUGAAUUAUAUCCUUAACUCAGAAACAACGACCCUUCCAACACCAAUUCCUCAAACAACAUGGAAGAUAUAGAAAUGGACGAGGGCAACAUAGCCCUCGAAACCCCAGCAACCGACAUCUUUGUACCGCCCUCCAUCCACAAGCCCGCCACCCUCGCCGGCGAAACAUACACACACUUCUCCCCCGUCCCCCCGUCCCUCCUCCCCUCAGACCCCUCAUCCACAACAGACAAACCCCAAGCCGGAACCCCCUGCGUCCUCGGCGUCGACGAAGCCGGCCGCGGCCCGGUCCUCGGCCCCAUGGUCUACGGAGUCUUCUACCUGCCGCUAACCUCCUCCGACACCCUCCUCAAAGAAACCCACCACUUCGACGACUCCAAAGUCCUAACCGCCACCGUCCGCUCCUCCCUAAUGCAAACCCUGUGCACCCCCUCAACAGACCUGCACUCCACCUGCGGAUGGGCCGUAUCGUGCCUCUCAGCCCGGGACCUCGGAGCCAACAUGCAGCGACCCAGCACCGCCGCGCCAUACAACCUCAACGCGCAAGCGCUGGACGCAACGAUAACCCUGAUCCAAGGCGUCUUCGACCGCGGCGUCAACGUCCGCGAGAUCUACGUCGACACCGUCGGGCCCCCGGCAUCCUACCAAGCGAAGCUCGCGCGCGUGUUCCCCACGACGCGGAUCACAGUGGCGAAGAAGGCGGAUAGCCUGUACCCAUGCGUCAGCGCGGCCAGUGUGUGUGCGAAGGUAACGCGGGACGCCGCGUUAGAAACGCUGUAUGAAGCGCGAGCGUUAGCCGGGUUAGCGGAGAAGGGCAACACGAUCGCGGACGAAGAGGAGGCGGAGGAGCUGAGCUGGGGGUCGGGAUAUCCGUCUGAUGUGCGGUGUGUGACGUGGUUGCGGCGGAACAUGCACCCCGUGUUCGGGUGGGGGCCGGAGUGUCGGUUUAGCUGGGGGACGGCGAAGAAUAUGUUAGAGACGAAGGAGGGUGUUAAGGUCGACUGGCCGGUCGAUGAGGAUGAUGAGAAUAGUCGGCUUACGGAUUACUUCGCCGAUAAGGAUAAAGAGGCAGAUGAGUUGGGGACGUGGUUUGGGACGCCAGCGGGCCUAGAAGCUUUUUGAGUUAAAGUCUGAAAUGUUGGGAUGAUAUUAUCGCAUGAGCAUGGAUCACGGUGUUUGGAUGGGGUAUUUGUUAUAAAUCAGUGUCU